This is a messenger RNA of Westerdykella ornata, 1681 nucleotides long. RefSeq lists its product as uncharacterized. NCBI's taxonomy places the organism in Eukaryota, Fungi, Ascomycota, Dothideomycetes, Pleosporales, Sporormiaceae. The record is from RefSeq and is a predicted model, not a curated record. The transcript is spliced from 6 exons. Bases 218 to 1609 code for a protein of 463 amino acids.
GCUCAUCCUUCGAAGCUACAAGACAAUAAAGUUCGGAGUCAUCCUUCAGGAGUGCGUCCUUUGCUUUCCAUCUUCCCUUCUGCGCUUCUCUAAUCUUGUAUUCUUAUGUUCAUUCUAUCUCUUUCCUAAGCAUAAUCAUUACCUCUGGGUUUGUCCCAUCUUCCAACACGUGCCAUUAACUUGAGUUUACGUGAUUUCUUUCGCGAGACGUGCAAUAAUGGCGGGGCUUCAACCUACUGUUAUCUGGCUCAAUGCUUUUCUCAUGGCUCUUACCUUCACUGCACUCUGUGCGCGGGUAGGGCGAAGAAUAUUCGUUGUUCGGACAUUCAACUGGCAUGAUGGAUUGAUUUUGCUGGCUGCCAUCUCAGCCUUCAUCUUCUCCAUCUGCCAGAUAGUCGGCACAUCGCUCGGUCUAGGCCAACACCAAGAUCUCGUCGACCCCAACGACAUGACCAAGCUCUACAAACUCAUCCUCGCCUCAAACACCUUCUACUUCCUCUGCAACUGGGCCGUCAAACACGCCCUCCUCCUCUUCUACUCCGAACUCGUCCGCGAAAAGUCCUACACCUACAGCAUAUUCUUCAUGCACUUCGUCGCGCUUGGUUUCGGCCUGUCCUCCAUCCUAGUAAACAUCUUCCAAUGUACACCCGUGGCUCGAGCCUGGGAUCCAAAUGUGCCAGGAUGGUGUGUCAAUUUCGACCUGUUUCUCAGGUUUAACGCGCCGAUCAUGUUGGCUACGGACUUGGUGUUGUAUGCGAUGCCGGUGGUAUUUACGUGGAAUUUGCAGUUGAGGAGGCAGCAGAGGAUUGGGCUGAAUUUCUUGUUCAGUUUGGGUGGGCUCGUCCUCGCCGCAUCCACAGUCCGCAUCUACUCCAUCCACAAAGUCGCCACGGAGCCCGACUUCACCUGGUGGUUCGCCCACGCCAUGAUCUGGUCCGUCCUAGAAAACCACCUCGCCAUCGCCGUCGCCUGCGCCCCCUCCGUCAAAGUCAUCGCCCUCCUCCUCUUCCCGCGCCUCGCCUCUUCCCUCUCCAAACUCGUCUCCUCGGCUACUACCCGCAGCCGCUCGCGGUCCCGCUCGGCACCCAGCGGUGCGAGUUACGCAACCGAUGACCUCGAGUCCGGCACUGCGGGGCUGGGCAAGGGAAGUCGAAAGGGUUCCGGCGCAAGUGGGAAAGAUGUGUAUGCCAUGUCCUCCUCACCUGCCACUGGGGAGCAUGGAAGGGACGCGAAGUUGAAACUUACGCCGGUUUCUACGCCGAUGCCGUCGCCGGCGCUGAGCCAGGCGUCGCGCACGAGUAGGAAUUUUGCUCGCUGGUUUAAUAGCCCGUUGUCGCCGCGUAGUCCCAGGUCUCCCCGUUGGCCUGGAGGUGCAGCAUUGCACAGUACGGAUAGUAUGGAAGGCGGACUGGUGGGUGUUGACGAGGAGGGUACGGAGGCGAUGAGCCCCGGGAGCUGGAAGGAGGAGAAUGUUAGGAUGGAGACGUGGAGAGGGAAUGGUGGUGGGGAGAAUGAUAUUCGUGUUGAGCAUACAAUCACGGUAGAGGAGAGGGAGAGGGGAGGGAGUUAUGACAGGGAAGCUGCAAAGGGACUGGGUAGGGCGCUGUGAAGAGGCAAACGUUUUGCGGUUCAACGUAGGAGGGACAAAAGGUCUUCAAGAGGGCGCCGAGCUUAGAUACCA